Messenger RNA from Effrenium voratum, 3234 nucleotides. The record is from the annotation of a GenBank genome assembly. NCBI's taxonomy places the organism in Eukaryota, Dinophyceae, Suessiales, Symbiodiniaceae.
AUGCCGAAGAAGGGCAAGAAGGCCGCCAACGCUGUGGCGGAGGUUUCCUCCAAGACCGACGCGUUGCGCACCACGGCGGAGAGUCUCAUGAAGCAGCUGGAGGGCCAGGUGGAGAACCUCACGAAGAUGGCCGAGGAGCACCUGGACAAGGGCAUGCUGGGGCACCACGCGGAGGCCCUCAAGAUGCGGGACAGCGCCGCGGCGACUUUGCAGGACUUCCGGAAGAGGUGGGGCCUGGCAGGCGAGCCCGAGAGCGAGCCCUCAACCUUCGCCUCAGCUGGUGAGAUCGAGCCCAAGAAGCCGGAGAAUGGUAGCCGGGGCGCCGAUCGGCUGGACGCCAAAGAUCUGCCGCAGUACCGCUGGGUGAGCGACUGCGUCCACCAAUUAGAGAUCGAAGAUCCAGCAGCAGCGGAUGAGACUCCGGAGGUUGACAUCUCCGAAGCAUCCGUGCGGUGCAGCUGGGCGCGCAGCGGCUGGGUGCUCACCUUGCCGGUGGGUCAGAUGGACCAGGCCGCGUGCAAGGUGCUCCGCAGGCGGCGGCAGCGGCGCCUGGAGCUGCAGCUGCCGGCGUCUGUGGCCCCGCGGCUGGAGCUCAACCCGCAGGGCUUCGGCUGGGUGGACGCCUUCCUGGCGGGCGAAGAGGCCGAUGCCGUGCGGCAGCGCAUCCUGGAGCUGUGGCAGAGCGGGCAACUGCAGCAGGGCGAGGUGGAGGGCGGCCUCAAGGAAAGCGUCCGCUCAGAUGAAUACCUCUUCAUGGAGGACGGCGACCCGGCGGUCUCCAUGUUCACUCGCCGGCUGGACCGGCUGGUCCUCGCCAUGGCCAAGGAGGUGCCGGAGCUCAAAGAUCUGUGGCUGAUGCGGGGCAGCCCCAUGGCCGCUGUCUACGCCGGCGCGGGCUCACGGUACAGGCCCCACUUCGACUGCGUGGGUGGCGACAACGGCCGGAAAAUCACUUGCAUCCUGUACUUGAACCCCUUCUGGCAGCCCGGCCACGGCGGGGAGCUGCAGCUCUUCCCCGAGGCCAGGGGCAUCAUGGCGGAGGGGCCCGCGCAAGAGGUGGAGCCGCUCCACGGGCGGCUGGCCUGCUUCCUCUGCGACAGCAGGAACCUGCAUGCUGUGAAGCCAGUGACCGACCAUGCCAAUGUGCAGCCUCGUGACCGCGCUCUGAGCUUCUGGGAGGCUCAUCGUGCCUUGGCCUCCGCCUAUGAGACGGACCUGGCGCAGCUCCAGGAUCAGAAGGUCCAGUUGCAGAUCCCGCGGCAGGCGAGCACCAGCUUACUGGAUUUGGACGCGUGCUUGCGGCGCGACAGCUCCGCCCUCCGCGGCGGAGCCACCCCGCCCUCCGCGUCCAUGUCCAUGUCCCCCAGCGUCAUCCCGCGGACCUCCCUCCGCCUGAACUCCUUCGAGGAGUGCAGCGUCUCCCCCAGGCCCUCGCUGAUGAGCAUGAUGUUGGAUGGCUUUCUGGUGGAGGAGCAGAAGGCGCGGGCGCUGGGCUUGCAGAUCAGGCAGCGUCUGGAGCCGCGAGCUGGCGCGGAGUCCUCGCUGAAGCUCAUGCACGCGCUCUCUCACCAUUCAGACUCCCAGUCUGAGGAGAUGGAGGAUUGCCUGGAGCCACGGAUUUGCUGGCAGCAGGACGUCAGCUUCCCUCCGCGCAAACUUUCGGCGACGGCCACUGCUAGUAUCGCGGUGCCAGAGAAGUCUCAGAGAGUCUGGAUGUUGUCCCCGGCGUCGCGCGCCCGGGUCCGCUGGGAUCUGCUGGCGGUGCUGAUGGUCCUGGUGGAGCUCUUGGUCUUUCCGGCGCAGGUCUUCUCAGACACAUGGCCCCAGCAGGUGUGGCCGGAAUUUGCGCUGCUGUCGCUGACGUUUUGGAGCUGCGACAUCUCCUUGAACUUCCUCACGGGCUUCCACUCGGGGGGGGAGCUGGUGCUGAAUGCCUCGGACAUCGCCAAGAAAUACCUCAGGGGAUGGUUCUUCUUCGAUCUGCUCUUCGUGGCGUCGGACCUGGCGGCGCUCUGUGCGGGGCUGGGCUCGGCGCCGCGAGAGCUCUGGGUGGCGCUGCGCUCCGCGCAGCUGGUGCUGCGCUUGGGGCGGCUCAUGCAGCUGGGGAAGAUGACGGAGUGCCUGAAGCGCCGCCUGGUGAACGACGUCUCCAUCGCCAAGCUGGACAUCGGACUGAUUGUGAUGCAGAUCUUCACGACGCAGCACUUGGUGGCAUGUGCCUGGUACGACCUGGGCAUCAUGAACGAGCGGGGUUGGGUCGCCCACUGGCAGCUGCAGGGAAGGUCGAAAGAAUUUCAGUACCUCACAGCGCUCCAUUGGACGUACUGCCAGCUGGGCUUCGGGGGCACGGAGAUCGAGCCCUCCACCGCCGCGGAGAGGAUCUUCGGACUUCUCGUGGCCUUCAUGGCGCUGGGGAUCUUCUCCACGCUGCUGGGCAGCGUCACGGGCUUGUCCGGGCUGUUGAACAAGUCCAGCGAGGAGAAGCGCUUCCUCUUCGUCACCUUGCGCCGGUUCCUGGAGCACAACCGCAUCCACGAGGAUCUGAAGGAGCGCAUCACCUGCUUCCUGGAGCACGCGUACUCGUUGAACAAGAAAAACAUGACGGAGGACCAGGUGCAGCUCUUGGAACUGCUGUCGGUGCCUUUGCAUCGGGAGCUGCAGAGGGCCAGGUACGACUUCAGCCUUAAGGAGCUGGGCCUUCUGCGGAACUCGCUGGGCAGGGAGGCGCGGCUGCAGCUGAUCCAACGCCUGGCCUCGCGCGCGGUGACGCAGCAGAAGUUCCCGGCCAGCGAUUUGGUCUGGGAGCCCGGGGCCGUGGCCAGCGAGGCGGUGUUCCUGAUGAGCGGGAGCCUGAAAUACAGCCUGGGCGUGGACUGGAGCAUCACCAGCCAGCGCUGGCUGGCGGAGAUGUGCCUGUGGACUCCCUGGAGCUAUGUGGGGGAGAUGGCAACCCAGGCCACCACGAAUUUGGUGAAGCUCAACGCGCGUCAGUUCUUCGAGGCCCUGCGGGAUCUCCACGAGCUCCGCGGCGCCCAGAGCUACGCCCAGGAGUACGUCUCGGCCAUGAACAACUUUGCUGCGGUCACAGAUUUGUGGGAGGGCCCUAUGGACAUCGUAGAUCCCACGAUGAGCGGGUCACUGCGGGGGCAGCAGCUGCUGCGGGAGAAGGCGCGCGGCAUGUUCCAGUGGCUGCAGCCACUGCGUUGGAGCAAGGUAGUGCCCACUACUCCUUAG